Molecule: messenger RNA, 1045 nt
Organism: Beta vulgaris subsp. vulgaris (sugar beet)
Lineage: Eukaryota; Viridiplantae; Streptophyta; Magnoliopsida; Caryophyllales; Amaranthaceae
Product: two-on-two hemoglobin-3
Biological process (GO): oxygen transport
Molecular function (GO): oxygen carrier activity; heme binding; oxygen binding
Source: RefSeq, marked provisional
CACCAAAUCAGCCCACAGUUUAAAACCAAUUUUCUCCUCCUCAAAAAUCUCCUCAGAAUCAUAUUCUAUUACUUCAUCUUAAACUCAUCAUCAAUACAUGCAUGAAUAGAACCAUAUUGUGUAGUAGCAAUCAAACAAAAUUUCUUGCCUUUUUUCUCACAAGAAUAUUACCAUUCUAUAAUCUUCUUCUGCUCUUUAAUUUAUAGGACACUUACCAAAUCUCUCUCACUCAAGUCUCAUACCACAAGAAUUCCACAAGCUGAAAAUUUGCAAAGCAAAAGAACAUCAAAUAAAACACCAAAUAAAAUGCAAUCACUUCAGCAGAAAGCUUCAGAGUAUAGUGGGGUUGACACAAAUGAUGCUCUUUCAAUUGAUGACACUAAUCUUUUCGAGAAAUUGGGCCUUCAAACUUUCAUUGAUCUCUCUACCAACUUUUAUACCAGGGUUUAUGAUGAUGAGGAAGAAUGGUUUAGGUCAAUUUUUGCAAAUUCGAAGAAAGAGGACGCAAUUCAGAAUCAAUAUGAGUUCUUUGUGCAGAGAAUGGGUGGCCCAUCUCUGUUUUCUCAGAGAAGAGGUCACCCAGCGUUGAUUGCACGUCACAAGCCCUUUCCGGUGACUCACCAAGCAGCAGCAAGGUGGUUGCAUCACAUGCAACAAGCCCUGGACACAACUCCUGACAUUGAUCCUGAUUCAAAGACUAAGAUGAUGAACUUCUUCAGGCACACAGCAUAUUUUCUGGUAGCAGGAGAUGAGUUAAAAACUAAACAUCAACAAGUUACAUGCUCAUGCAAGCAUCAUGGAACUAAGAAACCUUCUGAAGAAUCAUCAUAAGGAAAUAUUCCCUUGAUUAAUAAGUUUUGCUGGCAUUUUUCAUGCCAUUUAUUUGAGCUGGUUGACCUCAAAGCCUUGUAGUUUUAAGGAAAAUAUGGAAUCAAAAUAGCAACUAUACUUUUUUUUGCUUAGGACAAAUGAAAAUUUACACAAAUCUGAAAGAGAUGGUUCCUGGUUUCUCUCUGAGAAGUUAUCAUAAACUCGAGUUGUUUAC